Anastrepha ludens (Mexican fruit fly) is the source of this 3756-nucleotide messenger RNA. RefSeq lists its product as uncharacterized. The coding region runs from base 1 to 3756 and encodes 1251 amino acids. The transcript is spliced from 2 exons. The record is from RefSeq and is a predicted model, not a curated record. Gene Ontology annotation, molecular function: nucleic acid binding. Lineage: Eukaryota; Metazoa; Arthropoda; Insecta; Diptera; Tephritidae. Gene Ontology annotation, biological process: DNA integration.
AUGGACGUCUGGCGCGGGUGCUCUGUGAUCCCGGAUUACAGGAGCAAAUGCGAAGUUUCGGUGGAAGGAAUCGGAGCUUACUCCUACGCACGUACACGUGGGCGUGUCACACUCACGUUAAAAUCGCUCUAUUCCAAUUUCAGUUUGGAAAUCGUUGCACUUGUCAUGCAGUCAAUUACUAAGGUCAUCCCAACAGUGCAUAUUGACAUGACACGGUGGCAGCAUUUGAAUGGUCUAGAAUUGGCCGAUACGCAGUUCGGCAUUCCUAGCAAUAUCGACAUUCUUAUUGGUGCGGAUGUAUGGGGAAAAGCAGUCGAAGGGGACAUAAGACUCGGUGGCCUCAAUGAGCUACACGCCCAGCGAACCCGCUUCGGCUGGGUUGUCUUCGGUCCAGUGCCAGCAGCGCAGCCAGCAACGCCGCCAACUCUUUCCUUCAGCACCCAGCAAGGCGAAGAGGACGCACGCUUGGAGGAGCUCGUAAGAAGCUUUUGGAAGUUAGAGGAAGUGCCUUCACAAGAUUGUAACGGCGAAGAUGAAUGUGAGAAAAUCUUUUUGACCACACACUCCCGCACAAGGGAAGGGCGCUACAUGGUUCAUAUACCAUUUCAUCCUGACGCACCGGCUUUGGGCAACUCAUACGCCCAUGCUUUACGACAAUUUCAUCUUCUUGAACGACGACUAGCAGCGAAUUGUGAGCUCAAGAAAAAAUACAUUGCCUUAAUGCGCGAAUACGCGGACCUCGGCCAUAUGGAACCCGUUAGUCACAUUGGAGAUGGGGGGGUCAACUACUACAUCCCUCACCACGCGGUUCUGGAAAAGUUCCGCGUUGUGUUCAAUGCUUCAGCGCGGACCACGAGCGGCCUCUCACUGAACGACGUCCAGUUGGUGGGAGCCACGAUUCAAGAACCACUUGUGAAUAUCAUCUUUCGUUUUCAGUGUUUUCGCGUAGCAUUAACAGCAGACAUCGAGAAAAUGUUCCGUCAAAUUCUGAUAACUCCCGAACAUAGGGAUUUCCAACGCAUUAUUUGGAGAGAAUCACCAGACAAUGACCUAGCAGUAUACCGUUUAACUACAGUGACGUAUGGGAUGGCUUGUAGCCCGUACAACGCAGUUCGCGCACUCAAUCAAUGCAGUUAUGAUAACUACAACGUAGUCGCAGAUGGCCAUCAGUCGAUUGUUGCGCGAGAUGCGAUUCUGUCAUCAUUUUAUGUAGAUGAUUUUCUCAUCAGUUGUGACACUGAGGAUAAAGCCUUCGAACUCGCUGUCAAUGUGAGUGCGAUUUUGUCGGCCGGACAGUUCCUUUUACGAAAAUGGCAUUCUAAUAGUGGUGAGGUUGUAAGGCGUUUAAUUAGUAACAAUUCUUCAAUCGUAGAGUUAGCAAGUGAACCAUCGACGGCAACUGUGCUUGGUUUAAGCUGGGACCCAACAACAGAUGAGAUCUUUUUCAAAGCGAAUCUAAACCAGAACAUCGGAUGCCUCACAAAACGUCGGGUUUUAAGUGAGGUCGCCAAACUAUUUGAUCCUACUGGCAUGCUUGCUCCAAUUGUUAUUGCCGGGAAGAUAUUUAUUCAGAAGUUGUGGUCUGCUGGCUUAGAAUGGGAUGCACCACUCCCAGAUGCACUUCAAAAUACGUGGGUCUUAUUUUACAGAGAACUUGACGUUAUAAACCGUAUCCGUGUACCACGAUGGUUAGGUUUGGCUGAGGGUAAGACUACUAUGCUACUUGGGUUUUGUGAUGCAAGUCCACUUGCCUAUGCGGCUGUCCUCUAUACUAGGACAACAUACGGUGAAGGUCGGUCAACUGUAUCAUUGCUAACAGCUCGCACCAAAGUGGCGCCACUCAAGGGUGCAACGAUUCCUCGCCUAGAACUUUGUGCGGCACAUUUACUCGCAUCCACACUUGACAGUGUGCGGACUGCUUUACGUCUAACGGACACUUCUUAUCAUUUAUGGUCCGACUCGCGAAUCGUGUUAUGUUGGUUACGUAAACCUCCAACUACUCUCAAGCCGUACAUUUCCAAUCGUGUUCGUCACAUUCAAGAGCUGACAUCACCAGAUCGUUGGCAUUAUGUACGGUCUGCACAAAAUCCGGCAGACUGUGCCAGUAGAGGUAUCCGAGCAUCAGAACUGGUUGAACAUCAGUUGUGGUGGCAAGGGCCAAAAUGGCUUAUGGACAAACAGCUACCAAUUUCCUUUGGGAUCGAAUUAAAAGAUGACGACGGCCAAAUAAUUCCAUUAAGCGAACGCUUUAAUUCAUUGCAAAAGCUUCUUCGUACCGUGGCAAUUGUACUUCGGUGGCUACCAGUUCGCCGACAUUUGCGAAGACUGAUCGUCAAUCCUACAGAAAUGGACGAUGCUCUUAACGUGCUAAUCCGAAACGAGCAAUAUACCUUUGCGAGUGAUAUGUCUCUGAUUCGGAAGGGAUCGGAAAUAUCCAGCUCCAGCAAACUAAGGUCAUUGAACCCUUACAUAGAUUGUAACGACAUAUUGCGAGUCAGAGGUCGUAUUGGUCACGCUGACCUUCCAGAAGAUCGACGUUUUCCGAUAAUUUUACCGAAGCAUGGGAGUUUGGUACACUUACUCAUCCGACACGCACAUGAAACCACGCGUCAUGGUGGGGCACAAAUCACUCUUCAAACUCUUCGCUCACGGUACUGGAUAUUGAACGGAAGGCAAGCAGUCCGAAGCUUUGUACAGACUUGUGUUAUUUGCCGACGACAUCGAGGCGUAACGUUAUCUCAGCAGAUGGCAUCCUUACCCAGGCAUCGCAUUACGGCAGCACGGCCAUUUAUAUCUUCAGGCGUCGACUAUUGCGGGCCUUUUACGGUGCGCAUCGGCACAAAAAGAUCGCGCACAACGAUCAAAACAUAUCUAGCUGUUUUCGUUUGCAUGGCGACCAAGGCCGUGCAUAUUGAAGUUGUUGAUGAUCUUUCAUCACCCGCAUUCUUAGAUGCAUUUACGCGAUUUAUAAGUAGACGAGGUCCAUGUCGAGAUCUCUAUAGUGACAACGGUACUACGUUCACAGGUGCUAACCGUUUGCUUAAAGAAGAUUUGGCUGCUUGGCAGAACGACAACAACCAACAAAGUUUGGCGAAUCUCGGUACUCAUUGGCACUUCAUCGCUCCCAGCGCUCCUCAUCAAGGUGGUCUCUGGGAGGCUGCGGUAAAAUCUGCCAAAUAUCAUUUGGUGCGCCUCGUUGGAGCGCAGUCAUUAUGGUAUAGCCAACUUCAGACUUUGGCGACACGCAUUGAAGCAUGCCUAAAUUCUCGUCCGCUAACACCUAUAUACGAUGAUCCCGAUGAUAAGUUAGCGUUGACCCCUGCCGACUUUCUGGUUGGCGCUCCACUGGUUGCAGUCCCUGAAGCUGACAUCAGAACAAUUCCGUCCAACCGUAUUAAGCACUGGCUCUGGCUGCGUCAGAUACAUCAACAAUUUUGGCAACGAUGGAGCGAGGAAUAUUUAUCUACUCUUCAAACUCGAAACAAGUGGCAGACGAAAUCAAGGGACGUAAAGAUCGGAGACAUAGUCAUCGUAAGACAUGAGAACUUACCACCAACAUAUUGGCGCUUAGGGCGCGUAACUGCGGUUCAUCCGGGCAGCAAUGGUUUAAUACGUAAUGUCACGCUUCAGACGGCGAACGGUAUGAUGACUCGUGCGGUACAGAAAUUGUGCCGGCUUCUGGACGCAGAGCAUUUUGAGGCCAGCGCCUCAACCGGGCAGGAUGUUCAGAAUUCGUCCAAUCUGGCACCACCUUAA